GAGUUUCCAACAAAGGGUGGGCGAGGGAGAUGCUUGGUGAGAUGAAUCCUGGGGAGUGACGGACACGGAAACUUUCCCGAGAGCAGAUACACAGUGCAGGGCAUUCUUCUUUCCAAAAACAUAACCUUGUGCAAUGGCAUCAGUGUGGGAUGAUUUGGAUGCGUAUCUUGGCCCUACAGAUCUACUGAAAAAGGCUGGCCAGAGAGGAACAAUUAAAGCAUAUUCCAACUUCAAUGCAGCAGCAGACGUCAAAGCUCUUCGGAGUGCGAUUGAAGGCAUCGGGACCACUGAAUCUGUUGUGAUUGAUACUAUAACGCAGAGAAGUAAUGCUCAACGUCAGAUUAUCUGUAAAGAAUACAAAGGAGCCACUGGAAGGAACCUAAUAGAUGACCUAAAAGGAGACCUCGGUGGUGACUUUGAAAAUGUUAUGGUUGGGUUGAUGAUGCAUCCUGCAGCCUUUGAUGCCAAAGAAAUAAAAGGAGCACUCAAAGGGCCUGGAACCACAGAAAGUACAUUAAUAGAAAUCCUUGCCUCCAGAACCAACCUGCAGAUAAAGGAGCUAGCUGCAGCAUACCAGGCGGAAAACCAGAGAAGCCUGACUGAUGACCUCACUUCUGAUAUAUCUGGGGACUUCGGGAAAGCAAUGCUCAUUUUGUUGCAGGGCAAACGGGAUGAAAGCAUCAAUUUCAAUCAAGAGCAGGCUAAAAUAGAUGCAAAGGCCCUUUAUGAUGCUGGGGAGAAGAAAUGGGGGACAGAUGAAAGCAAAUUUAUUGAUAUCCUGUGCAAAAAGAGCAUCCCACAACUAAGAAAAACAUUCGAGGAGUACAAAACUGUGAGCAAGACGAAUAUCGUGGAGAGUAUAAAAGGAGAAAUAUCUGGCAACCUAGAGGACCUGCUGGUGGCAGUUGUGAAAUGUGUGGUGAAUACUCCGGCCUACUUUGCUGAGAGACUUUACAAGAGUAUGAAGGGUGGAGGCACAGAUGAGGCCACUCUUAGCAGAAUAAUGAUUUCCAGGUCUGAAAUUGACUUGCUGGACAUUCGUGCUGAAUACAAAAAACUGUUUGGCUAUUCCCUGCACUCCAACAUCAAGUCUGAAGUUUCUGGAGACUAUUGUACCAGUCUGCUGAAGAUCUGCGGAGGUGAUGACUAAAUUUCUAAGAAUAAAUCGAUUGCUUUUUCCCUUAUAAUAUGUUGCUGUUAUUGCAUUCAAUAUUGGGAUGUGUUGCACCUGAACACCUCUGUCCUAAUUCUUUUCUCAGUUUGUUUUGCAAGUUGAAAAAAAUACCCCAGCUUGUAUUUUGUGACAACAGAAGCAACAAUAUCUACUGUAUGUUAGUAACUCAUUAAAAUGUAACGGAUAAGCAUGGAA
This is a messenger RNA of Acipenser ruthenus (sterlet), 1369 nucleotides long. Its product is annotated as annexin A3-like. Gene Ontology annotation, molecular function: calcium-dependent phospholipid binding; calcium ion binding; phospholipase inhibitor activity. The record is from RefSeq and is a predicted model, not a curated record. Bases 134 to 1150 code for a protein of 338 amino acids. The transcript is spliced from 14 exons. NCBI's taxonomy places the organism in Eukaryota, Metazoa, Chordata, Actinopteri, Acipenseriformes, Acipenseridae. Gene Ontology annotation, cellular component: cytoplasm.